This is a messenger RNA of Pyrus x bretschneideri (Chinese white pear), 2856 nucleotides long. Its product is annotated as U-box domain-containing protein 17-like. The record is from RefSeq and is a predicted model, not a curated record. Gene Ontology annotation, biological process: protein ubiquitination. Gene Ontology annotation, molecular function: ubiquitin-protein transferase activity; protein binding. Lineage: Eukaryota; Viridiplantae; Streptophyta; Magnoliopsida; Rosales; Rosaceae. Gene Ontology annotation, cellular component: nucleus; cytoplasm.
CACCUUCCCCGUUAAUGGUGGAUGACUUCAUAAGGAUCCAAAGUCCAAAGGCGUAAUUAAAGUGGAAGAAAAUGCGUGUCCUUUUUAGUCACGGAAAGCAGCUGCAGCGGCAAGAAGACGAGGAAAUGGGGACAUUGGGAAGCUGCCGCUGCCACAGCAUUGAACGCUGCACAGCAACCUCUACAAAUUAUUAACUCGUAUAUUUUCAAUUCAAUCGAAUCCUCUCUCUCCUCUGCCUUUCUCUCUCUCUCUCUCUGUCUCACUCUCUCGCUUCUCGGUCAAAACCUCUACUUCACCGAGUGAUCCGAGUCGGCCGAGUCCGCUUUCGCAACGCGGAAUCGUCACCCACCAUUAAAACAACUUCCCUAUUCAUUUCCUUUGAAGAUUCAAAAACCCACCAAUCAAAGCGAGAGGCUUUGGAUUCCUUGGGAAAUUUUGACUGUGCCCAGUUGCUUGUUUCUUCUAAAGUUUCAUGGCUUCGGCGGCGAUAUUCUCAUCGAUGCGGAGGCGGAGGUCACCUUCUCUGGAGGCAUUUUUAGCUCCGGUUGACCUUUCCGACGUCGCCCUUGUACAAACCCUUGUCUCCGUCGCUGCCGACAUAGUUUCCUCCUUCUCAGACAAGUUCUUAUCCAUCCAGCGGCGGAAUUCGAGGUCCCUGGUGCGGAAAGUUGAGAUCUUUCUCGUGCUCUUGGAGUAUCUGAGGGACUCCGACGCUGCCCUGCCGUGUACGGCGGUCAUCUGCCUGAAAGAGCUAUACUUGCUGUUGUACAGAUCCAAAAUACUCCUCGAUUACUGCGCCCAAUCGAGUAAGUUGUGGCUUUUGCUUCAGAACCAUCCAAUUUCCGGCCAUUUUCACGAUAUGAAUCAGGAAAUUUCGACCCUUUUGGAUGUUUUUCCGAUGGAGGACGUCGGAUUGGGGGAGGACGUGAGGGAGCAGAUUGAGCUCCUGCAGCUACAGGCCAGGAGAGCGAGGCUGUUCAUCGACGAAGGAGACGAGGGGCUGAGGGUUCAGUUCUUUUUGUUUCUUGACGAAUUCGAGAAGGGCCGGGUUCCUGACUCGGCCGAUUUGUGGUUGUUUUUGGUUGAAAGAUUGGGGAUUCGAGACGCCAAGAGUUGCAGGCACGAAAUCGAGUUCUUGGAGGAGCAGAUUGUGAACCACGAAGGUGACGUUGAGCCCACCGUUUCGGUGCUCAAUGGGUUUGUGGCCUUCACUCGGUAUUGCAGGUUUUUGCUUUUCGGUUUCGCAGAAGACGAGGUUGAAUCGGGGAUUGGGAACAAUCAGAGGAAGCCUCGAAGAGGGUUGAUUACUCAGGAGAUUGGGGAGACUUUUAUAACGAUUCCGAAGGACUUUUGCUGCCCUAUAUCAUUGGAUUUGAUGAGGGAGCCGGUGAUCAUUUCGACAGGACAGACGUAUGAUCGGAGUUCGAUUUCGAGGUGGUUGGAAGAAGGGCAUUGUACUUGCCCAAAAACAGGACAAAUGCUGCCCAGCACUCGCCUUGUUCCGAAUCGGGCUUUGAGGAAUUUGAUCAUGCAGUGGUGCACUGCUUAUGGAAUUCCGUAUGACCCUCCAGAGUCUGCAGAUGCAUCAGCAAACAGCUUUGCGGCUGCUUCUCCCUCCAAGGCUGCACUUGCAGCCAAUAAAGCGACGGCAGGGCUUCUAAUCCAACGGCUGGAGGAUGGGUCACCAUGUGCACAAACUAUAGCUGCUCGCGAACUUCGAUUGCUGGCAAAAACAGGAAGAGAAAACCGUGCUUUCAUUGCGGAAGCUGGGGCAAUUCCCCAUCUUUGUAAGUUACUCUUGUCUCCAAACUCUGUUGCCCAAGAGAAUUCUGUAACUGCAAUGCUCAACUUAUCGAUAUAUGAAAAAAACAAAAGCCGAAUUGUUGACGAAGAAGGGUGUUUGGGGUCCAUUGUUAAUGUUCUGAGGUUUGGGCACACGACUGAGGCGAGGGAGAAUGCUGCAGCAACUUUAUUUAGUCUCUCUGCAGUUCAUGACUAUAAGAAGAGAAUAGCAGACGAGGAAGGGGGAAUCGAAGCUUUGGGGAUUGUUGAGAGAGGUACCCCAAGAGGAAAGAAGGACGCCGUGACAGCUUUGUUUAACCUGUCGACUCACACUGAAAAUUGCAUGAGAAUGAUAGAGGCUGGGGCUGUUACAGCGCUUCUAAGCGCAUUGGGAAACGAAGGGGUUGCUGAGGAAGCAGCUGGUGCAUUGGCAUUGAUUGUCAGGCAGCCUAUUGCGGCUAAAGCGGUGGCAAAAGAGGACAUUGCAGUGGCAGGUUUGAUAGGGAUGAUGCGUUGCGGGACUCCAAGGGGUAAAGAAAAUGCAGUUGCAGCUUUGCUCGAGCUGUGUCGAUGCGGUGGAGCUGCUGCAACUGAGAGGGUAGUUAAGGCACCAGCUUUGGCGGGGUUACUGCAGAUGUUGCUUUUUACCGGUACAAAGCGGGCAAGAAGAAAGGCAGCUUCUCUUGCUAGAGUGUUCCAAAGGUGUGAGAAUGCUGCAGCAAUGCAUUUUGGUGGUCUCGGCGUGGGAUAUGCACUUGCAGGUAACUCGACUGCAAAUAGGGAUUCGAGUUUUGUAGGUGAUGUGUCAGUGCCGAUGUCCAUUUCCGUGCCUGUUUUAUAGUGGUAACAUCCCCCCCCCCCCGAUUCGUAGUAUUCCUUGCUCAUAUAUAUUUUCAUUUUUGUUGAACAUAUUUACACAUUCUUUCAUUGACAUUGGAGGUCAUAAAGAAGUCUAGUGCAAGAUUCGUAUACAUUGUAAUGUCCAGUGAUUUGGAAAACGAAACCAGAAACUGUUCAGAAAAAUUGCAAGACCGUUACAAAUUGAUAAACUGUAUUUUCAGGGGAUGUUUCUCA